Molecule: messenger RNA, 1877 nt
Organism: Meleagris gallopavo (turkey)
Lineage: Eukaryota; Metazoa; Chordata; Aves; Galliformes; Phasianidae
Gene: CFAP97
Product: cilia and flagella associated protein 97
Biological process (GO): spermatogenesis
Source: RefSeq, a predicted model, not a curated record
CCGGCGACGGAGGGACAAGAGGCUCCGCCUGCUGUCGGGACGCGGCUGUGACGUGGCCGAGCCGUUGCCGUGGCCGCUGCGCCGUUCCCGUAAUGCAGCUGGGCUGCCGGCCUGACGGUGGUGUUUCCGCCGUGGAAGGAAGCACUUCAGUAUGGACCGAUUUGAAGAUUCGUCAGAUGGUGAAGUGGAUCACACUUUCUAUGAGAGUGAUUAUGGAGAGGAGGAGAAAACUGAAGAAAAUGGUGAAUAUAUAGAGAAAGGAAGUGCAAAGGUAACUCAUUCUGACCUUGACUUGAUUGCUAGUUCAAAGGAUGCAAACUGUCGUGAGGAGGAAAAUGAAGAGAAACAGGAAGAUUUGCAGAAGAGUCAGUUCCUAGAAGACAGCACAGACAGUCCUGGGGACACUUCAUCUUUUUUACUUCCUCCAGUUCAUGAGAAUGCAGGUACAUCUGGAGCAACAUCUGCAGCAAGCAGGAGAAUGCAGGAAAACGUCCCUGCUGGAAUCCCUGAAAUAAAUUAUUAUACAGAUGAAGAAGAUAGUAGUGAUGAUGGCAGAAAACAGAAGAUUAGACCAGAGUCAGCUAAGCAGUCCUACAGUGUAAGAGGAGCUAGCAGAACACACAGUACUACCAGUUCCUCUUCCUCAUCCUCAAGCUCAGAUACAGAUUCUGAUAGCUCUUUAUCAGAUUCAUUGCAUUCUUCCUCCAAGAGAAAUGCUUGUAGUGUGGCUCCAAAAGAAAAAUUUGCAUCAGCAAUAAAAUUACCAGAAGGAAAGCCAAAGCUUGAAGACUAUGUGGAGGAAUCUGAAGAUGCAGAAUCCAAGUCCGAUUUCAGCAGCAGUGGCUUACAUGAUGGUAUGGAUCUGAAUCAGCGUUUGAAAGCUGCGCUACGGUUGGAGAAUGAAGAACAGCGAAAACUAACUGUAGGUCAUACAUCUGGAAGAACAAGGGAGAAAUUUUCCGCCAAUGAAGAAGUUAAGUAUUGCUCUGAUUUAAAAACUGCUCUAGGGGUGAGGGAUAAACGGCAACAAAAACUGGGCAUCAUUCAUCCAUCUAGAGGAACAAGGAAAAAUUAUUCUUUCACAAAUGAAGAAGUUAGACGAAUUGAUCAAGAGAACCAAAGGCUGCUCCAUGAACUGGCCCGGCUGUGUGCGACGCCAGGAAGCAGAACCAACAUGCUGAAGAAGUCGGCUUCUCCAUCUCUUCAAGCAUACCACAGUGCCAUCAACAGGCAAAAAGAGCAGCAGAGGAUUGAAAAAGAAAACCUGGCUUUACUGAAGAGACUGACAGCAGUGAAACCAACACCUGGAAUGAAGCGUUCUGAACAACUGUGGGACUAUCAGCGCUAUGUGAGCUAUGCAAGUACUUCACCAUCUGCAAGAGAAGAAAGUUCUCUUUCCAGGCAGUGUGGCCUGUCUCGAGUCCCCUCGAGAGCAUACACUGCAUCAAGCACAAUGAGGCAGAAGAAGGAAAAACCCAUGUCAGUUUCACCUACUGGGGCAUCGCAGAGACCUAAAUCCACUAAUGUUCAUGCUGCUUGUUUAAAGUGCAAGCAGCGUCCUUAAACUUUAAUUCCUGGGAACCUCAGAGACUUGAGCAAAUUGGAAGAAUCAGGCAAGGCCGUUCUUCAUAUGGAGUUUCUAGGAUUUUCUCUGUACCAGAGCCUAUCUUCUGCCAGAUUGUUUGCAGCAUUUACUGAAGAUCCUGAGGCAUCUCAGCUGUUACUCCUCACUCAGAUAAGCAUUGACUAGCUACAUUUGUCUUUUAUGGUGGGUAUUUUCCUAUUUGUCAGCUAAACACUUUCAGGAUAAAUCCCUACAAAUAGCUGAUAUUUUUCUUUCUAACAUGUCAGCCAAUAAAGUUUCCUUUUGACUGCUU